This is a messenger RNA of Grosmannia clavigera kw1407, 4593 nucleotides long. Its product is annotated as c-x8-c-x5-c-x3-h type zinc finger protein. The transcript is spliced from 4 exons. The coding region runs from base 1 to 4593 and encodes 1530 amino acids. The record is from RefSeq and is a predicted model, not a curated record. NCBI's taxonomy places the organism in Eukaryota, Fungi, Ascomycota, Sordariomycetes, Ophiostomatales, Ophiostomataceae. Gene Ontology annotation, molecular function: metal ion binding.
AUGGCUCAACAGGGCGCCGGGACUCCUGGCUGGCCCAUCAAUUACGAAGAUGGCCACGCCUUUUCUCUCUCACACUCGGUCGAUAAUGUUGACGACCUCCUGUCUCUGAACACACUGCCCCAGCACCAGCUGAAUGCUUGGCAACAUGCAGACGUGCCAACCACCCAGGCCUAUAGCCACGGUCAAACCGCCCAGUUUUCCAUGAGCGGCCACCCAAGCCAACCUGAGUACUCUGACAUUGUUGGGGCAGGCCAUCUGCAUGGAAAUGCAGCGCAGGCACAACAAAGCUGGCAAGCAUACCAGCUUCCUCCGCAGGCCAGCCAUUCGCCGCCACCAAAUUUUGCAAAUUCUCAUGGUUCUCAUGGCUUCGAUCCAGCACAGAACUUCGGGGGUUCCAUCACUGGUCCGGCCAGUGGCAUGGCCUUUGGCAGCCAGGGGUUUCCGACAGCUGACGAAACGAUGGGCGGCAUGUCAUUCCUUCCAGAGCAAAUUGGGGAUAGUCAGCAGUGGCAUCAGCAGCAGCAACAACAACAGCAGCAGCAGCAGCAGCAGCAACAACAGCAGCAACGGCAUCAACAGCAGCAACAGCAACAACAACAACAGCAACAACAACAACAGCAACAACAACAACAGCAACAACAACAACAGCAACAACAGCAACAACAGCCGCAUAUCCUUAUGCAAAACCGUGGAGAGAUGUCGGGCUUUGCUUUCUCUGGGCCUGGCGAUGCAAGCUCUAUUUCUACGGCCUCGCCUGCCGCCCAGACUACUGCAGCCGCAUCGAACAUCGGCAGCCGGAUGGAAACGCGGCAGGCUUCAUACCAGAAUGCAGCACAAGCAUGGCAACAACAUCACGAUGGCCAGCAACCAAGGCAGCCCAUGUUGCCAGUCCAGCACACAAAUGUUGUCUCGCAGCAGCAGCAACCUCUACAGCAGUCUAUGCCAUCGGUAUCGCAGCCGUUGCAGCUAUCGACAGCGCCCCAGAUGGCACAGGUUUCACAGGUGUCGCCUCCGACUCCCGCAGUUGCCGUUCAGGCAGCAAAGCCGGCUGCAAAGCCCAAGACUACCAGAGCUUUAAAAGCCAAGCAACCAGCUCAGACGGUGCAAGAUGCCCAACAGAUGCAGUCCCUCGAUGCGAUGCAGCCAAUGCAAUUCUCUCAGGCACCGCCGAUCCAACAACAGAUGUACCCGCUACAAGGCAACGAGUCUCAAUCCAAUAUUCAGCAACAACAAUUGGCAGGCGGGUUUCGGCAGGCGCCGCCACAGCAAUCACAGGCUCAUCCAAGUAACUGGCAGCAGUCUAAUUCUGGUCUAGCACACACGGAGGCCCGUUUUCAAGGCCAUAUCAACCCAGAAGCUUAUAAUCAGAGCCCGCCACCAUCGUCGUCUGCGACUCCACAAGGAUGUUAUUCGGCCCCGCCUCCGAAGCCCAAGCCGGCCAAGCCGACAUUUAAGAAAGCAAGCCUGGCAGACUCUCGUCCGAAGCUGAUUCCCCACCUCGUUAGUGCUGCGGACACUUUGGAGAGAAACCAGUUCUUUCCGGGCGUGCCAUUUCUGGCGCUUGGUAACAUGGUGGACAUCGAGCCUCCUACGACCACGAUCGAGCCGGCCGUCCAGCCGGACCCGACCAAGGAGCUAGGAAGGAAACAUUUCCCUGGGCUGCUACUUCCCAAGGUAUACAAAUUUGCCUCUCUGGGCGAUCAGCCCAAACGGUCGACACAUGGCGCAACGAUACAAGGACGGAGCCCUGCGGAAAUGGACUCUCCCGAUAGCGACGAGGAAGAGGAAGAAGAAGUACGCAGUGCUACGCGUCCAGAUGAUCCUGCCGAUGCAGCAGCUUGGGAUGCCAUCGGCUUCGUCCAUGUGGAAAACAACAGUCCGCCAACGAUCAAGCGGGCUGUGAAGAACUUUGGCGACUUCAUCAAAGGCAUCUACGAUGGCAUCAAAGAGACGAAGGAGAAGCUCAAGAAGGCCGAAGAGGGCAGUUCCAAGGAAGCUGCCGAUACGUUCAAGAAGACGCUCGCUUCCAAACAAGAGCUGCUACUCCGUGCGGUGGAUGCUGCCGACGAAAAGGGACACGAACAGGUGUUGGAAAAUCUAGGCGGCAACGGCCCUUUGGUGGCCAACCUCGUGUCCGCCCUCAGAGAUUGCGUCAAUGCGUCUGAUUUCGUCGGCAAGCUUCCCAAGACGUUGCUUCGUUUCAUGUCGCAAUUCACCACAGUGACAGACGAAAUGCUCAACCAAAAGCUCAAGUUCGACAAGAUCCAGAAGCGGUUCAUGACCAAGGGCGACGAUGAAGUCAAGGAACUGGUGGGGGAGAUUAUCUCGAAAACCGUGCAUCGCAAAUCAGAGCGACCUUCGGGGCCGGUGGUAGCCUCCGCAUCGGCUUCUACCCUGGGCUCGCGGCCGGCCAGCCGAGUCCCGUCAGAUCCCCUGUCGGCUAAGAGACCUCGGGAAGAGGACAGCGACUCUCGCUCGACGAAAAAGGUGGCCACCAGCUCAGGAACCCCACAACUUGUCGGCAGACCUGCACUGGCAAAAACAACAACUCCCGCCUCUGGUGCUUUUCCGACAGCGCUGUCAGUAUCGAAACCAUGGGCUGGCACUGCUCUGCUGCCGGGGAAGUCGAGGCCUAACCUCAAGCCUUCAGUCCCCAAGGCCGAUUCUAAGGGGGACCCUUCGCAUCUGGCAUCGUCGGUCAAGACAGAAACGAGCAAGGAGUCAGGCAGAGUAGUUGGCACAAGCGGGUCCGGCUUGGGAUCUGUCAGGCGUGACCCCCCGGAAGCAGCGAAGCCGAGCGACCAGUACAAGAUCAAGAAGCUGUCCGCACCCAAAGCAGAAUCGUCGUCUUCGGCCGCUAGCCAGUCGAAGUUGGGCGCAUUGCUGGACGAAAUUUCCAUGGCGAAGAGCGCGGCACCGACAGCACCGACAUCCGAAUCGUCGGGCGAGAGCUCGGCACCGACAGAGUCGGCCGAGGAGAAGGCCAAGCGUCUCCGCAAGGGGAGCAGGAGGAAGCUGCGGGUUACGUGGAAGACUGGCGACGAGCUGACUGAAGUGCGCGUCUUCACCAAAGACAAGGACGAGGACGAGGGCAGAGCUAACUACCUGCUCCGUGACGCGGGUGACGACCGGUCGGAAGGUCUGGCGCUCAAGCGCAGCCUCAAGAAGGGCGUCAAGUUUGACGAGGAAGAGGAAGAGGACGGCAGCAGCAGCGCAAACGGCAACAACAGCAGCAGUGGUGACGAUGACGAUGAGCUGCCGUAUCGGCCGUGGUUUGAGCCCUCGACCGUCUCCUUUUCGGCGAUCCCGGCGGAGAAGAGGGAGAAGACGUUUAGCACGCGUGGAGGCAGCAUCCCGGUGCAGACGGACGAGCAGAAGAUCAUGGCCGAGCGGGAGAACACGGUUCUCAUGGCCGUGUAUACCGAUCCUGCCGACAUCCCACCGACGCCGAAAUCGCCAGGACCAGCGGGCGAGACAGCUACUGGAGGCCCAACAGGACUAACGCUUCCGACGAACGACGCCAAGAUCCAGGAGCUGCAGGUGCGCUGGAACGAGGAACGGACGAUCGGCUCGGAUUGGGCGGCCUGGAAUGCAAUCAGCCGAAUGGACAGCCGGCGGAAGCAACAGCCCGGAGCCAAGACAGCACGGACAGGACGGAGCAUUUCUGCAUUCAAUGGACCCAGAGCGGAAGAAACCGUGCGGCUGCUGGGCUCGAGCACGAUCAAAGGAUGGACAGGCUUUCCGGACCUCUCAAGAGUGUCGUCGCGUCGUCCCUGGCACGAGUACACGGAUGCAGCGAUGCAGAAGGCAGUGCGCGAAGUGGAGGAGGUGGUGCAGCAGCUCAAGUCGAAGCCGUUUCCGGCGAUCGAACCGCCCGAGUACAUUACCAAUCCAGAGCGGCAAAAGGAAUGGUGGACGGGAUACAACCGGGAUGCACAACGCGAGAAGGCCCGUGUGGCAGCAGCAACGGCAGCAGUGUCUCAACAAGUCCCAGCAGCACAAAACGGACAGCAACAGGAUGCAGCAGCUGCUUGGGCAGCAGUCUAUGCUCAGUUUGGCCAGCAGCAACAGCCACAGCAAGGCAGCGACCAGCAUAAUGCCUAUGCUCAAUACUGGAACACCAUGGUUCAACAGCAGCAGCAGCAGCAGCAAUCUCAGGCAGCCGUGCAGACGACAGCAACAGGCGACUCCAACGCCCAGCUCCAGGCGCUAUUGGCAACGCUUGGAGGAGCACCACAGGCGACCCCAGCCAUGGCGCAGAUGCUGCAGCCAGGCACAGUCGCAGGAACUGGAGAUGCCAAUCAGGCCUACAUGCUCUCACUGGCACAAUGGGCCGCGGCACAGCAGCAGCAGCAGGCCGAGCAGGCAGGGGGGUUCGGCGGUGCAACCGACAGUAAUGGGGCCGGCAAGCUUGCGAUCGGGGCUCACGGCCGCAAGCGGGAGCGCGAACGGGACUGGGAUAAGGACGAGGAUCCGUCGACUCCAAGCCAUCUGCGCGGUAUCAACAGGGCCCUCAUCGGCACCAAGGCAUGUGUUUUCUGGGCCAGCGGCAAGUGUGCUAAAGGCGACAAGUGCACGUUCCGGCAUGACUGA